Molecule: messenger RNA, 1584 nt
Organism: Mytilinidion resinicola
Lineage: Eukaryota; Fungi; Ascomycota; Dothideomycetes; Mytilinidiales; Mytilinidiaceae
Exons: 3
Coding region: 1-1584 (527 amino acids)
Biological process (GO): regulation of DNA-templated transcription; DNA-templated transcription
Cellular component (GO): nucleus
Molecular function (GO): DNA binding; zinc ion binding; DNA-binding transcription factor activity, RNA polymerase II-specific
Source: RefSeq, a predicted model, not a curated record
AUGAAUCUGCCGGACAGCACCAUAGCCAACACGACGCACGCUCAGAAUGUCUGUCAUGCCUGCAUGUUGCGGAAAAAGGCAUGCGACAAAGCCUUGCCUGCGUGUGGUUUCUGCACCAGCCGCCAGCUGCGCUGCAGAUACGAUAUCUCGGCGCCCAAGAGUAAAGGCCAGCGGACGUAUAACCCAGGCAGACACUUUGUGGCCCUUCAAUCCCCGUCUCCUCCGAAUGUCUCUACACAGGCUAAGGCUGUGACGCGACAGCUGCCGUCCCCCGAGAGCCUACAAGAUCAUACUCCUAUCUCCGCCUCUAGCCUCUACGUCUUCCCGCAGCUGGUAGAAGAAUCACUCAACCAGCUAGCCCGACGCUUGACCGAGCUUACCAAGCUCACGUACGACAACAUCGUCGACCGCUACUUUCAAUCGCUUCAUAAAUCAUUCCCUGUAAUAUCGCCCGACUCGUUCCGCCGAGAAGCGUCACGGUAUCGAGACAAAAGCCAUCUUCCCCCCGCAGAUUUCACAGUCCUCCUUCUCGCCAUGCUACUGGUUGUGCUUCCCCCCCUUGACCCUUCUUCAUUACCGCCCUGUGCAAGCCAAGAGUUCUUCUACACGACUACCAAGUCGGCCUUCGCUCAAGCGCAGGCCUCUCUCUGCACGUCUCUGCGACUCGUCCAAGCGGCGUUCCUCAUCGCACUACGCGAAUACAUGUGCCUCCGCCUAGAGACCGCGUACAUCUCUGCGAUGACUUGUGCGGGUAUGGCACGGGUUCUGGGGAUCGGAAUCACGUCGAUAAGAACGACUCGAGACGCACAGAUAGCAAGCACCUCCCGACCGGAGAUGCUAGAGCGGGAGAAUCUCGCAUGGGCGAUUGCGAUGCUCGAGAGGCUCAUACUAUGCGAGCUGGGCCGCAGCGAUCUCCAACCUCAAACCGAAUACCCAGGCCCCAACUGCCAGCUUCCCUCCGACCUAAAACCUGCCGCGAGCCUCGACCCAUCGCCGGGGGGGCCCCCAACCGCGCCCGCGGUGAAUCAAGUCACGUUAUCGAGUCUCAACGCCGCGAACGCGGGCCAGUUCGGCCGGCAAGCCCAGUCCGUCUCCCUGCUCGACCGCCUCCUGCGCGCCACGCGCCUUACCACCACUACCACCACCACCACCAUCACAACCACGGCGACCAAGCUCGCGGCGCUCGCGGCGCUCGACGCCCAGGUGCGCGGCUUCCUCGCCGUGGUCGUCGGCGAGCUGGAGUGGCGGCACACGCUCAGCUGCGUGCCCGUGGCGCUGUGUGUCCGGCAGCUUUUCCUUCUGCAUGAGGCAGUUCUCGACAUGCUUCAGCAUCCCAACAGUGAGACGGACCACCGGAAAAGGGAUAUCGCGUGGGUGGGGCUCGACACGGCGUGCCGGAUGAUGCUGGAUGUGGUGCAGUGGCACGAUGAGGAAACGAUGCCGAUUAUGCCGAAUUGCUGCUUUUAUAACCUCAGGGCCGCGCGGAGGUGCUUGCAGGUGCGGGGUGGGGGGGAGGCGGCGGCGCGAGAUGUGGGGAGGCUGGUGGAUGCGGAGGAGAGGUAUCGGAGGAUGUGGGUGUUUUAG